Molecule: messenger RNA, 225 nt
Organism: Arabis nemorensis
Lineage: Eukaryota; Viridiplantae; Streptophyta; Magnoliopsida; Brassicales; Brassicaceae
Source: the annotation of a GenBank genome assembly
AUGGCGGAUAUAGCACUAUUAGUGGCGGAAGAAUAUGAGAGGAGGGUGAAGUUAACGGCGGAGAAACCGUCGGAUACCGCGGAGAUUGGGUGGUGGAAUAAUUUCCCGGCGAAAAUGAAGAUGUUUGGGGCUGAGGAAGAGAAGAAGAUUGAGAGUUUGAAGAGGAAGUUUGAUACUAAAUCUCAGUUUGCUCUUGCUGUCUCCAAUGGCUUCUUCUCUGCUUAA